CGGCAGAAUUAAGCACAAAUGAAACAGAGCUGCUGCAUGUCUGUCCGAACAGCAGAAAGCAGAUCUCAGACCUGUAGCUGAGGGUAAACCUCUGAGAAGCGGAUGAAGAAACAAAUACUUCUACUCUUUGCAUAUCGAGGACUAGUCAGCAAAGGAAAAAAGAGCAAGAGAAGAAGAAAAUGGCCAGUUAUAUAUUACGGAAAGCCGAACCCAAGGACGUUUCUGACAUACUGCGACUCAUAAAGGAAUUGGCAAAAUUUGAGGAAAUGGAGGACCAAGUUAUUCUUACUGAGAAAGAUCUGCUGGAGGACGGCUUUGGAGAUCAUCCUUUCUAUCACUGUAUGGUGGCUGAAGUGGCCAAACAGCAUCAGAGCACGGACGGUCAUGUGAUCGUUGGCUUUGCCAUGUAUUAUUUCACCUAUGACCCCUGGAUUGGGAAACUGCUCUACCUGGAAGAUUUCUACGUCAUGAAGGAGUAUCGGGGUUUCGGGAUUGGGUCUGAAAUCCUGAAGAAACUCAGUCAGACGGCGGUGAGGACGCGCUGCAGUAGUAUGCACUUCAUAGUGGCUGAGUGGAACACCUCCUCCAUUGAGUUCUACAAGCGGCGAGGAGCGUCUGACCUCUCACUGGAGGAGGGAUGGAGACUCUUCAAGAUCGACAAACAGAGUCUCCUCAAAAUGACCAGUGAGGAGUGAAGCGCUCUGGAGGACCACCUGCUGUUCGCAUAUUAUCCACUCUAAAUAGUAAUGUUCGAAAAAUAGUUCAUCUUUAAAUUUAAAAUUGUUGCUGCAACUUUUAUUUCAGGAUCUUUGAUGUAUUUGCAACUGGAACUGAAUAUUGAGUAGGGGGUGGGGUUUUAUUUCAGGAUCGUUGAUGUAUUUGCUACUGGAACUGAAUAUUGAGCAGGGGGCGGGGUUUUAUUUCAGUAUCUUUGAUGUAUUUGCAACCGGAACUGAAUAUUGAGUAGGGGGCGGGGUUUUAUUUCAGGAUCGUUAAUGUAUUUGCUACUGGAACUGAAUAUUGAGUAGGGGGCGGGGUUUUAUUUCAGUAUCUUUGAUGUAUUUGCAUCUGAAACCGAAUAUUGAGUAGGGGGUGGGGUCUUAUUUCAAUAUGAUGAUGUAUGUUAAACUGAAACUUUAUAUUGAGUAGGGGGCAGGGUCUUAUUUCAGUAUGGUUAUGUAUUUGCAGCUGAAACUGAAUAUUGAGCAGGGGGCGGGGUUUAUUUCAAUAUGAUGAUGUAUUUUAAACUUAAACCAAAUAUUGAGUAGGAGGCGGGGCUUUAUUUCAGUAUGGUUAUGUAUUUGCAGCUGAAACUGAAUAUUGAGUAGGGGGCGGGGUUUAUUUCAAUAUGAUGAUGUAUGUUAAACUGAAACUUUAUAUUGAGUAGGGGGCAGGGUCUUAUUUCAGUAUGGUUAUGUAUUUGCAGCUGAAACUGAAUAUUGAGCAGGGGGCGGGGUUUAUUUCAACAUGAUGAUGUAUUUUAAACUUAAACCAAAUAUUGAGUAGGAGGCGGGGCUUUAUUUCAGUAUGGUUAUGUAUUUGCAGCUGAAACUGAAUAUUGAGCAGGGGGCGGGGUUUUAUUUCAGUGUGAUAAUGUAUUUUAAACAAACAGAAUAUUGAGUAGGGGGCGGGGUUUUAUUUCAAUAUGAUGAUGUAUUUUAAACUUAAGCCAAAUAUUAAGUAGGAGGCGGGGCUUUAUUUCAGUAUGGUUAUGUAUUUGCAACUGGUACAGAAUAUUGAGUAGGGGGCGUGGUCUUAUUUCAAUAUGAUGAUGUAUUUAAAACUUAAGCCAAAUAUUAAGUAGGAGGCGGGGCUUUAUUUCAGUAUGGUUAUGUAUUUGCAGCUGAAACUGAAUAUUGACUAGGGGGUGGGGCUUUAUUUCAGUAUGAUGAUGUAUUGUCAACUAAAACAGAUGGGGGUCGGUGCAAUAGCCUAGUGGUUAGCGCGCCGGCAUAUGGUGCAGUAGCACCUCAGGGAGACCCGAGUUCGAAUCACUGCUUGAGGACAACUCUCUCUCCCACUUUGUCUUAACUUCCUGUCCUAAUACUGUCCUAUCUAAUAAAGGACAAAAAUAAAUCAGAAAUACAUUUUUAAAAGUAGGAGGCGGGGCUUUAUUUUUAUUAAUACUUGGACUAAAAUCCUUAAACUAAGGGUUGAAGGAGUGUGGCUAAAAAUAUCACACCCAGUCUGUCAAAGGGACGUUAAAGUUGAUAAAGGAUUAACAAAAUAAUUUUAUUUUAGUGGAUUAACAUGCAGGGUUUAUUUGUUUACCUUAAGACUAAUAAUGUGUGCUAGCAAAAUAAACAUUGUAAAGUUUGAUGUCAUUUAAGCAACACCACGCUUCAUUUUGAUGCAUUUUGCUUCCUAAAUAGAUCUUAUAUAUAUAUAAAAAGCUAUUUAUAUUGGAAAACAAUCAUAAAUACUGAGCUAAAAGUAAGCAUUUGGAGAUGUGUAAUUCUGUCAGAAUGUGUUUUAGACAAGAAGACUGUAAAUAUAUUCUUUAUUUUUCUCUUUUGACUUGUAAAUACAUCAUAUUUACUUCUCUCUUCACGUUAUCUUCCAUGAUAUUGUAAUAAGUGUGACAGAUAGUGAAUCAGAGCAUGUUGUUAUUCACUCUUCUGCUGUUGUUGGCGUGUGAAGUGGGCUUUCAUUGCUCUCUGACAGAUUCCUGAGACAUUCUUAGGGUCUCGGCCAAACUGCAGUUACAUGUAAAGACCUGUUCCUCACUGUUUUUCUGCUAUUCUUCUGCUGUAAUUAAACCCAGAGAUGCUAUAUAUUACACAA
Molecule: messenger RNA, 2784 nt
Organism: Danio aesculapii
Lineage: Eukaryota; Metazoa; Chordata; Actinopteri; Cypriniformes; Danionidae
Gene: sat1a.1
Product: spermidine/spermine N1-acetyltransferase 1a, duplicate 1
Exons: 6
Coding region: 180-695 (171 amino acids)
Molecular function (GO): N-acetyltransferase activity
Source: RefSeq, a predicted model, not a curated record